Messenger RNA from Ictalurus punctatus (channel catfish), 4323 nucleotides. Its product is annotated as immunoglobulin superfamily DCC subclass member 3. The record is from RefSeq and is a predicted model, not a curated record. Gene Ontology annotation, biological process: cell-cell adhesion; axon guidance. Gene Ontology annotation, molecular function: protein binding. Bases 1 to 2193 code for a protein of 730 amino acids. The transcript has 14 exons. Gene Ontology annotation, cellular component: plasma membrane; axon. Lineage: Eukaryota; Metazoa; Chordata; Actinopteri; Siluriformes; Ictaluridae.
AUGGAAGAGGACAAUGAUGUCCUGAGGAGCAAGAGAAUGGUGAUAAAUUUGGGCAGCGCUUCUGAGCUGGCCUUCAUUAAAGAGCCUCAUGAUGUCAUUGCUGUAAGGGACCGCCCCUUGAUGCUGGACUGUGAGGUGGAGGGAGAAGGCCCUAUUACUAUUACCUGGCGGAGGAAUGGUGUACCUAUUCAGGUGGGCCCCAGAGUGGCCGUGUUAAGCAAUGGCAUGCUCCUAAUCCGAAACUUCCAGAAACGACGCGAGAGCAAUGAGACGGAUGCCGGAGAGUAUGACUGUGCUGCACAGAACCGCUAUGGCAUGCUGAUCAGCCGUAAGGCACGAGUGCAGUUUGCAUCUCUUCCCAAGUUUCACACCCACCCAGAGUCCAUGGCAGUGGAUGAAGGAGGGGUGGCACGCCUCCACUGUGCCAUAAAUGGAAUCCCUGAGGCUAGCAUCAUGUGGGAGAGGAACAGAACCAUACUCAGCACAGAUAAUGACAGGUAUACUCUCUUGCCCAAUGGAAUUCUGCAGGUUACUGGUGUGCGUCAUGAAGACAGUGGAGUGUAUCGCUGUGUAGCCAAAAACAUUGCUAACACACGUUAUAGUCACGAAGCCUUGCUCACUGUGACUGUGGCAGCACCUCGUACCUAUAAGGAGCCAGUUAUUCUCUCAGGUCCUCAAAAUCUCACCAUCAACAUCCACCAGACUGCCAUCUUAGAGUGCAUUGCCACAGGCAACCCCCGACCGAUUGUGUCCUGGAGCAGGCUGGAUGGACGUUCUAUUGGAGUGGAGGGGAUCCAGGUGUUGGGCACGGGUAAUCUUAUGAUCUCCGACGUUUCCCUACAGCACUCUGGAGUAUACGUGUGCUCAGCCAACAGACCCGGAAGCAGGAUGAGACGUACCGCGUUGGGUAGACUGGUCGUACAAGCCCCACCUGAGUUCCUGCAGUGGCCACAAUCUGUGUCUAAACCAGUAGGGGGCAGCGCAGUGUUUACCUGCCAGGCUCAGGGAGUCCCAGAGCCUCACCUCAUCUGGCUGAAAAAUGGCAAGAUCCUCACUCCUGGAAACAACGUCAAACUUACCAACAACAACAGCACUCUGGCUGUGACCCGGAUCACUGCUGAGGAUGAGGCCAUCUAUCAGUGCAUAGCAGAGAACAGCGCCGGCACCAACCAGGCCAGUGCACGCUUAGCUGUGUCCCAAUCUCCUGAGAAUCCGCUUCCUGAAGCUCCACAGGACCUGACAGCGACACCGCUCACACACACAUCCCUGCAGCUCAGCUGGAACCAGCCUGAAAGCCACGUGACUGAAAACAUCAUCGGCUACGUCCUGCACAUCCGCAUGCUUGGUGAGCCAGACAGUAAAGAGCUCCAGGAGGCUGUGAGUAAGGACACAUUCCAGCAUGAGUUUAAUAAUCUGGAACCAGCAACCACUUAUUCCAUUUACCUCAAAGCUUACUCUCCUCUGGGGGCCAGCCAGAAGUCCAACACUGUCAUUGCCACAACACUAGGGGGCGUUCCCACCAUGCCCAAUUUCUUCACUAAAGUUCUGAACAGCACGGCAAUGCAGAUUUAUUGGGAACUGCCCAGUAAACCAGGGAAGCUGGAAGGAUUUAAACUGUCGCACCGUGUCGUGCCUCAGGAGCAGUUUGGUCCAGAGGACCUCUUCCCCAGCCACAUCAACACACACACCAUCUCACACCUUGAGCCAGCAGCUGUGUAUGAGAUCCAGCUGGUCGCGUUUAAUGGGAACGGAGACAGCAUCGGCAAUAAGCGCCUUGUCUCUCUGGCAGAGAAUGGAACAGGAGACAAGAACAGCGCUGGAGGGCAAAGCAUGUGUAACUGCAGGCAGGAUGGAGAGAGCUCUGUAACUGGCAUAGUGGUUGGCAUCCACAUUGGAAUGGCCUGCAUCAUCUUCUGCGUGCUGUUCCUCAUGUUCGCAUACCGCCGCAGCUCAGUUUGUAGAAAGGGCACCCAGGAUGACUGGACAGUACCACAGAGAGGAGCAGGACCACUGGGAGACACAGUGCCUAAAGAGGGAGUGAUACGCACCACUGAGGCUAUUGAGCUAAUACCACAGCCUCAGAGUAGCUCUGCAGUGAGCCAGCCUGCAGGGGCACACUGCCAUGUUCUCAUUGAGCAACAAGCCAACUGCCAACAAGGCACAAGCAUGAGUACAGACACUGGCACAGGCUAAGGAUAACCCCUUACACCCUGUUUUCUACCCUUCUACCCUUCAAAGUGCAGUGCUUGGCCACUCCAUUUCACACUAUUCACCAAAGCCUUAUUCCAACCUGCCCAUUGCAACCUUUACCACAUUCACAUUUUAGUAAUAAUUCUGAUUUAAUGUUCUUGUUACAAACACUUUAAUUUUCAUUAUUCUAAUUUUACAGAUAAGAAAGGGCAAUUACUGAUUAUGUUGGUUCUCCAGUUUCUUUACAUAAGAAUUUAUAAAGGUGGACCAAAAUAAAGUAGAAAAAAAUAUAGUAGAAAACUGCCAAACUGAAAAUUCUGAGGCCUUAGCAUGACUGAACAGAUACUGUAGAUUCCUAUUUUAUGUGAUGUUUAUGAGUACAUAGCAUAAUAGUAGAAUUGUUAUUGUCAGUUCAAUUCAGCUGUGAGUGAGACGCCCCAGUGUAGCCUUAUAAAUGUGAUGGUGUCACCGCGUUAGCCUCCCAGAAGAGUGGAAUGGAGUGGCUAACCUUGCACCGUCUGUCCUCCUCUCCCUUCCUCCCCUCGCACCAAAUUACCUCCAAAGAUAGCUACCUCAGCCUGACGAGAACGUCUGAGCUAUCAAGGUAAACCAUCUGCCUGCCUUGCUGCUGGUUAAGCAUACCUACCUCGACCAAAAGCUCUGUGCACAUCAGAGCCAAUUUUUUUUUUGUCAUUCGGGCGCUAGUGCCAGUGUCCUGUGCCAUUCAGACAACAAUGUUGAUACUUUUGCCUUCGACCAGCACCAGCCACUCUGUCCCCUGUGUCUCACACUCUAUCAGUUCCACACUUAAACCUUUCCACAAUGCUCAAGCCUUCACUCUGAGCCUUAGGAUGACUCCCUGACUUGGGGCUUUUUUUUGGAUGUGUUGUUAACAGAGAUGCUGCCCCUAAGGUACAAAAUUUCUCUCCUGUCCAGACAGAGUGAAUGUGAGAGAGCUUGCUAUCGAUGUAUGUGACCUCUAUGUUGAUGUUGCGAGACUCUGCAGAGAAGAGACCAGCACAGAGGAGCACAUUCUGCUUUUGGAAUACAACAUACAGUUCAAAACAAGCCUAAAAAUAACACUGGUAGGAAGGAAUAGACUUUGAGAGCACUAUUUCAUCAGCCUGCUGUGGCUGAUGGUGGUGUUCUAGCACUUUCCUAUCAGCACCGCACACAGGAGGAAGGCUAUCAGAGAACCAGCAGUUGUCCUGGAGUUCUGUUAUUGUUUUUAAGUACUUACUAACCAAUGUCCAGGUUUCCUUGGUGACCCUUUUUCAUGAAAGUCUCUGCUGUCAAAAAGCUAGGCACAAAGCUAGUUUCUGUCUUUUUCUGCUUUUAACCUCUCCAAAUACUCAGUGAAAACCAAGUUGAGUGAUAUCCAAAGAUGUUGUAUUGUAAUGGUUUUCGUUGCUUUCUAAAAUCUUUCUAUUCGUCUUUUCCUUCAGUGGACAUUUUAGAUGUCAUGCUUUUUCCUGUUUUAAGGGUAGCCACGAUAUUAAAAACAUUAGUAUAUCAGCUUCCCGUUAACCAAAGCAAAAACAGAAAAACAGAAAACAAAACCCAGUAGAGUUCCUCACAUUUUAGUUCAAGUCUUUCUACGGUUACCUUUAAGACAUGGAAUUCUAUAUAGAACUAGCAUAUAUAACUUAAAAUAAAAUAACUAGUGAAUAAUGCAUAUAUUUUCAUACACUGAUACCAGAAAGUAAUAACUGCUUUUCUCUUUUUACUGACGGAGUUGAUAUUGCCAAAUAACUCUGAUGAUUUACUGUAUAGUGAAAUGUCACCAAAUACCUCAUAUGUACUUUACGUUUUGUAUGAAUUGUUCUCUUUGACUAAGGCACAUAACAUGCUCAGUGCUCUGUUUGGCAUAGUCAUGCUUUUUCACAUGUUGGUAUAUAUGAGCGCUGAAUUGCUGACAGUUCUAAUUACACUGCACAAGGAAGAUACCGCUGUUUUACUGGUUGUGAAUGAACUGUUAGGGUUUCACAUGUGAAAGUUGUCUUUAAUAGAGAAUGAUCUCACAGUUUUAUAUAGUGAGAGUGCAUUGCUUAUGAGAGCAACAAGUAUGAUGCCAAAAUGUGAAAAUGUAAAAAAAACAACAACAAACAACUAAUGUAAAAAAAAAAAAAAAAA